UCUCAACCCUUGCAGACACUCUGUGACUCUCUUUCCAAGUACCACUUCCCUCCACCAUUGUAGCACUCUUGACAACGGUGUGUCUGGGUGUAAUUGUUUUCACCGACUACUGGUAAUCACCCGAGCCCUUAUUCUUACCCUCGAGCCCUUACGACAUCCCCCAGUCAUGUUAUGCUACUGCCACUGCCACCGCUGGGAGUGACUACGACCGACUCCUCUGUCACUCUUCCUUUACCACUUCAUCCACUCAGUUGACCUGACCAUGUCACCGCAAAUUCCUCCUGGUUCUCUCAUACAUUGACCUUCUCUCCUCCGGCCUGAAAUCGGGUGUGCUUACUUGCACAAACAAAACCACAUCACCAUGACCUUCCUUUGUCCUCUCUUCACCUAAGAUUCAGCUUUGUCCAACAUUGAUUGCCGCACCCCUCCUCCCCUCUCUCGACCGGGAGUGCCGCCGCAAUGUCUCUUCUCGACUUCUUUCGCAGGAUUCUGCGACACCUCGCCGCAAUGCUCCUCUUCCCCUCGACUCUCAAAGCCAUGCCACUUUCUCCAAAGUCUUCACAUCCCUCCGUCACCGUCACCGAGACCACAGACUCACUACAUUCCCUCGACUCGUUGAAAGAUGAAAUCAUGCGCCUCUUCAGACAACCAUGUACCAUGCGAAGAAUGAUGUCCAUGUCUUCGGCUCUCCGCAUUCAAUACAAAGCAAAAAUGCAGGACAGCCAGGCAUGUAUGCUGCCUUCUUUCUGUCACUCUCUGCCUACUGGUCAAGAAAAGGGAACCUUCAUCGCUCUCGAUGUCGGUGGAUCAACCUUUCGCAUUGCCCUUGUGGAAUUGCGUGGAAGACAUGCCGAAGACGGCAGUCCUAUGGUCAUCAAGCACAUCACAUCCUUUAAAAUCGAUGACUCUAUCCGCAGGCUACCUUCGACUCAAUUCUUUGACUGGAUGGCCAGCAAUAUUGACGGAAUAUUGCAGCUCGACAAAGACUUGUCUUCAUCAGACCAAAUCAUACCCAUGGGUCUUGCUUGGAGUUUUCCCGUCGAACAGACGAGUCACCGCGGUGGCAAAAUUCAGGGAAUGGGCAAGGGCUUUGCAUGCCAUGAAGACACACUGGGCAAGGAUUUAGGCCAACUUCUGGAAUCUGCCUGUACACGGCGACAUCUCAAAGUUCGCGUGGAUGCCAUACUCAACGACUCUUCUGCCACCCUUCUCUCACAGGCUUACAUCGACCCCGCCACCUCAAUGGGUUUGAUUCUCGGCACAGGAACCAACAUUGCCGCGUACCUUCCCGUCGCCGCUAUGGGAAGAUCCAAGUUUGGUUCUCGUGACCCAUCUUGGUUUCGCAAGGCUGAAAGAGUAAUCACCAACACCGAAGUGUCCAUGUUUGGAAAAUCAAUCUUACCAGAAACACGUUGGGACGAGAUCCUGAAUCAGCAACACCCCCUCCCGGAUUUCCAGCCUCUGGAAUACAUGGUCAGCGGUCGCUAUCUCGGAGAAAUAUUUCGAUUGAUCGUUGUCGAGGCUGUUGAGACUGGAGAGCUCUUCUCUGGUGUUCUACCCAAAUCACUCCGUCAAAGCUAUUCUCUGGACACUGAGUUGAUGGUCAGGAUUGAGGAGGACAGUUCACCUCACUUCGCACAAUCCGCCUCCUUACUCAAGUCUACUUUCCAGCUGCCAUGCUCGCCUUCUGAAAAGGAAAUGUCAUUCCUCAAAGUUGCCGCUGAGUCAAUAUCCUAUCGGGCGUCAGCGUAUAUGGCAGUGGCUGUGCACGCUCUGUGGGCGCUCCAGAAGGAUAGCGAUAUCAAACCCACCACAGCCCAGGGGACACCAAAGACGUCCGUCGCAUGUAACGGGAGCGUCAUUCUUCGGUAUCCUGGGUUCAAGGAUCGAUCUGAAGCCUUCAUAAAAGAGUUGAUUGAUAUGGGGUCUACCGGUCGACCAGAAUCUACUAUUGAAGAGAUUGUUCUCGAGCCCACAGAUGAAGCUGUCGUACUUGGGGCCGCGGUAGCGGUUGCCCUCGCAGAUGAUCCCUGAACAUUGCCAGUAUCUGCAUGGAUGAUGUACAUGAUACUCACAUGCCUGAGAUACACCUUACAUUAACUGUGAAGGCCCUCCCACGGUGACCCAAACAGUAGCAAGUACAAUCUGGGAAUGAUCACUCUAUGUCUACUACAUGGCUGGCACCAAGUUGCAAAACACCAAGUUGACGUAGGAUCUUGAAUGAUAUUCGAGAUCAAUGUGAGGACUCCAAUGACAAGACUGCGGGGGCAGACAGUGCGAGCAGGUGUGAGAUGGAGAACUGAUGUCUGUCCUACUAUCAAGCAUCGCCUAUGUCAGAGGAAAUGUCUCUAACUUGCAAAUAUGCCCGUCGAUUUGAUGAUGUGGCCAGCAAUUUGCACGUCAGGAGUGACCCAUUGGGAGCUGGAUGGAUUGAACGAUCUCCUCAAGCUCUCUCGCAGUUGGGUCACGAUGACAAUGCUCCUCUCGACGAGUGGACACUAUUUCCGUCUGCUCGGUAGCCACAGUCAGGUCACCUUCUUGAACCAAUGAUUUGAAUGGAUUAUGUAGAUGAAAGAUACCCAAGAAGGGAAAAGGAAUUUUGUGACAUAUCGCAACAUAUCGCGUGGUCAAUUACGUAUCUCUACGUCCCCACAUACCGAGUCCUAGGUCGACUCUAGAGUUUUUAUGUAUGCUGCAAUUGAUCACAGCCUCCUUUAUGGAGUAUCUGGAAUCACAUGUGCUGAAGGAGAGCCCAACUACCUAAGCAAGGGAAGUCAUGUACUUGUCUAUUGGUUGGGUUGUUAAUUACUACUUGUAUAAGGUACCUAAGGUAGGUACCUAUAUCAUUGACCCCUCGGCCAUCUUCACCCACUGCACCACCCUGAAUCAGCACCACUACCAUUACCGGUCCCGGUGCCGACGCCGACAAAACCCUCACCCACCCUUCCCCACCACCAAACUGGGUUUAGGUACUGCUACGGGUAUGGUGUCAUGGAUCCCCUCCCACACCAGUUUCUCCAAAUCCUACGCAGUCGUGGCAUUUUACAGCUUGGACGAUGGAGAAAGCAAACCUCAGGCGAUACAGAGGUGGG
Messenger RNA from Exophiala mesophila, 3092 nucleotides. RefSeq lists its product as uncharacterized. Gene Ontology annotation, molecular function: glucokinase activity; fructokinase activity; mannokinase activity. Gene Ontology annotation, biological process: intracellular glucose homeostasis; glucose 6-phosphate metabolic process; glycolytic process. Lineage: Eukaryota; Fungi; Ascomycota; Eurotiomycetes; Chaetothyriales; Herpotrichiellaceae. The transcript has a single exon. The record is from RefSeq and is a predicted model, not a curated record. Gene Ontology annotation, cellular component: mitochondrion; cytosol. The coding region runs from base 460 to 2034 and encodes 524 amino acids.